Molecule: messenger RNA, 3473 nt
Organism: Colossoma macropomum (tambaqui)
Lineage: Eukaryota; Metazoa; Chordata; Actinopteri; Characiformes; Serrasalmidae
Gene: lingo2
Product: leucine rich repeat and Ig domain containing 2
Exons: 5
Coding region: 595-2442 (615 amino acids)
Molecular function (GO): protein binding
Source: RefSeq, a predicted model, not a curated record
UCUCUCUUCUUUUCUCCCUUUUUAAAAAACCUUACGGAACCUUUCGGCGUCCCUCGCUCUCCUACAGGGUGGAAUACGGCACGCGGACGAGCGCGAGGAGCGCGAGAAUAAAGAAUAAAGCGGAGAUAAACGAGAGCAGGACAGGAGACGAGCGGAUUUAUGCCAUCACCUCUGAUAACAGAGGAAGAAAAAAGACUUGAUAAAGGGGCUGAUAUCUCGGGAUAUCUGAGCACUUUUCGUAUUCCCAAGUGAGGAGAUUGGGGCUCGUGCGCUGCAGCUUGGUUCUAGCCUCGUUGUGGACUAUACAGACCCUCAGAAGGCGUUUUUUUCGCAGGCCAUGGCUGUGGACUCUCGCCCCCAUGCUAGAGCGACUGUGACGGCCCGUUCUGGUUUUAUGUGAUUCAGUCUUUGGGAAUUCUACACUUUGAGCGCUCCUUGAGGACGCUGCGGCGGAUUUUUUUCCUAACGCAAGCUGUUUUGAGAAGAUCCGCAAGAUAUAAACACUGACACUGAGGAAAAGAGAGAUUUAUUGUGACGCAGGAAACUACGCCAUGGCUAAGGGGAAGAACGCUUCUCAAUGUGAGCCGUGACAGAAUGGUGGACUGUAUGAGUCGAGUCAUGUUGCACACGGCUGUGUCUUGCUGGCAGCCACUGCUGGGCCUGGCCUUGGUGGCUGUGUUUUUAGGCUCCGCCCUCGCCUGCCCCUCCCGCUGCGAGUGCUCUGCCCAGAGCCGAUCUGUCAUCUGCCACCGGAAACGCUACCCGACCAUCCCUGACGGCAUCCCCAUCGAGACCCGCAUCCUGGACCUUAGCAAGAACCGCAUCCAGGCCAUCAACCCUGAUGACUUUGCUGCCUAUCCCCAUAUUGAAGACUUAGACCUGAGUGGUAAUAUCAUUGCCUAUGUGGAGCCAGGGGCCUUCAACUCCCUUUUUAGCUUGCACUCCCUCAGUCUCAAGAGCAACCGCAUCAAACUCCUCUCAUUGGGUGUCUUCACAGGCCUUUCUAACCUCACCACACUUGACAUUAGUGACAACAAGAUCGUCAUCUUGGUUGACUACAUGUUCCAGGACUUGCACAACCUCAAGUCAUUGGAGGUGGGGGACAAUGAGCUGGUCUACAUUUCGCACCGGGCAUUCAAUGGCUUGCUGGCUCUGGAGAGUCUGACGCUGGAGCGCUGUAACCUGACCGUGGUGCCCACUGAUGCCCUAUCACAUCUGCAUAACCUGGUUAGCCUCCACAUGCGCUACCUCAGCAUCAGCACCCUACAUCCCUAUUCCUUCAAGAAGCUGUUCCGCCUGCGCCACUUGGAGAUUGACAACUGGCCAUCUCUGGAUGUGUUCCCAGCCAACACUCUGCAUGGGCUCAACCUCACCACGCUGUACGUCACAAAUACCAACUUGACCACUUUCCCCUACCAAGCCCUGCGCCACCUGCCUUACCUCACACACCUGAACCUGUCCUACAGCCGCAUCCGCACUGUGGAAGGGGGCCUUCUGCAGGACCUGGUGCGUCUGCGUGAGCUGCGAAUAGCAGGCGCCCAGCUCGUAUCUGUGGAACCCUUUGCUUUUCAGGGCCUGCGCUGGCUCAAGAUACUUGAUGUGUCCCACAACAAGUUGGACACUCUAGAGAGGGGUGUGUUUCAGGCGCCGGAGGCUCUGGAGCUGCUGCUAAUCAACGAUAACCCACUAGUAUGCGAUUGUCGGCUGAUGUGGCUCCUUCAGAAAAGGCAUUCCAUCUCAUUCGGUGAGGAGCAGCCUGAGUGUAACACCCCAGAAGGCAUCCGUGGACGUCCCUUCAAGGAGUUCAAAGAAACCCUGUUGUCCUACUAUGUGACCUGCACCAAGCCCAAGAUCCGAGAGAAUCGGACCCAGCUGGUGUCAGUGGAAGAAGGUCAGUCAGCUCGGCUACAGUGCAGUGCAGAUGGGACCCCUCGUCCCACCAUUUCCUGGAUCACCCCACGCCGGAGACAUCUCACCAACAGGAGCCAUGGUCGGGUGAUGGUCCACAACAAUGGCUCACUGGACAUCAAGUCUGUGGAGGUUCAGGAUGGCGGUGUUUACGUAUGCGUGGCCUCCAACACGGCAGGAAAUGACACACUUAUGGUGUCUUUGGCGGUCAAGAGCCUGGGCUCACUCUAUGCUAACAGGACCCAGUACUACGUAGAUCCCAACAGUACCACAGCCAACAGCACCAACCUCCCCAACAUGACCUUUGGCUUGGACCUAAAGACCAUCUUAGUGUCUACGGCCAUGGGUUGUUUCACAUUCCUGGGGGUGGUCCUCUUCUGUUUCCUGCUCCUGUUUGUAUGGAGCCGGGGUAAAGGGAAGCACAAAAACAACAUUGAUAUAGAGUAUGUGCCACGCUCCAAGUCCAACGGGGCCUCUGCUGAGGGAGCAGAGCAGACCGCUGGCCCUCGACGCUUUAACAUGAAAAUGAUUUAAACAGAUUUAAAAGGACACCGGUGAAAAUUUAUGCACACAUCUAUUUUGCUAAUGGACCCAUCUGUGGGACAGGUUGUGUCAGGAUGUACACAGGCCCUCGACCUAAUGCCCAUGUGGAUAUGAUCCUGAACUCUGACGGAUAGCCAGAAGGGAAAUACAGUCUGUGUCAGUAAUUAACUCUUUUCAAUUUAUAUGAAUCCCUCUUGGUGAGAGGUCGUAUUCAAAGACGUUCCUAAAUUGUGUACAGGACAGAUUUGUAAAAUUCAAGUAUUACUCUUAUUUGUUGGCUCGCGAAACGCCUUCUCACUGCUACAGACCGACGACCCAUAAACCUGUUUCCUCUUCCAUUACCCCACAUAUAUGUACGUAAUGCUUAAUUAUGUAUGUGUAUGUCAACAUGUAAGUCACUUUCUAUUUUUUGCAAUACUCACAAGAUGCAAUGUCAGCCAAAUUUGCAAUUCCCCUUGCUUUCGGAGUAAUCAUGACCCAGCUAGCAUCUCACUCCUGAAACUGUUUGUGAACUGAGGACAAAGGGCUUGAGUGGCUUCGAAAUGUUAACCCGAAAAAUGCGUGUGCCGUUGAUCUAACCCCAAAUUAUACGGUAAUACUAUAUUUGUUUAUAAUAUGGAAAAACAUUGAAAAAAUGAGAGAUUAUUUAUUUAAAAAAGCCCAUUGAAGUGCAUAAUCCAAGAUGAAUAUUUCAAAAUCAUUUAACAAUAUAACAUGUUUUUUUGUAUGAUUUUUGCAGUCAUGAUUUUGUUUACGUUUGUACAUGGACUACUUUUUUGUCCUAAUCUUGUCUUUACUUUAAUUCAUUCCUUGGACCUUAAAGCUAACCUGAUGAUGAAGUCCAUGUCUCCACAGUGAAGUCACCAUCUUUUUUAUUAUCAUUUCUUUUUUCCCAAGUAACAAAUUUGGACUUUGUUGUGGUAGUUUCUCAUUUUGUUGUUGAAUCAUUUAGAUUGUAAACAGUUCAAAUUAAAAAAAAAAAAAAGAAUACAUGUAUGUGGAAUAAAGAAUAUCAAUUUGUA